AUGGUGAACACUCCUCCUUCCAUGGGUGACCCAGGAUUUUCUAAACCUUCGACUGUCACGCCAGAAUAUGGCAACUUUCCCAGAGAUGCAGCUGCUUCACAACAGUCCACUCUCUCGCCGGCGGCAAGAGACGGUGACAAUUGGGGUAUAAAUCGUGAAUUCGACUUCAAACGCACUGACAGCAUUGGAUAUCCCAAUGCAGCAGAGACGAUGAUGGACUACAGACAUCCCAUGCCGGUACAAAACAUACCUUACACUGAAAGCCCGUCGUUCGCAGGAAAACCCGCUGACACACCGACAUCAUUGAUGUCGUUUGACACCACCCUUGACACCCCGGGAGACGGCACUACCAUGAGCCACGGGCUCACUUUCCACGGUACAAACCUUCCAGCAGUCGGGGGGAUAAUGCCCCAUCAUCCCCAAACUGUGUCGUUUUCCGGCAACGAAGUAUGGCCUCCAAUGCAACACAAUGUCGAUCCCUGGCGCCCCCAAUGGGGCGCCGACCCGGCAUGGAAUACGCAGGAGGAUCUAUACAGCGGUUGGCACGAUUUACCAAGCUUGAGUGCUCCGGCGAUGGAUCCCAGAUCUUCUUCGCAGCCAUACACCCAUCUCUCCACGAGUCCAGGAUUCGCGCCCCUCAUGGGGUUCCCCAAUCACAAGAGCCCUACCUCAUUUUCCGGCGAUCUCGGCCUGUCAAACCCCCAGACAUCCACUGCAUACCAAGCAUCGCAAUAUCAUGCAUAUGACGUGCAAGCACCAGUACCAGCACCAGCGGCAGCAUCAGCAUCACCACUAACACCCAUGUCGUUGGCUUAUAUGAGUAACAUGGCCUCUCAAGGCUGGACAGACCAAGAAACUCUCACCUCGAUUCACGAAAGCAACAUCUCUACCCCAGAGCCACUCGUUCGUCUGACGAGUCGCCAAUGUAGCAAUGCAUUCCUCGUGGAAUGCAAGCGCAAAGGUCUCUCCUACAAGGACAUAAAGCGGAUGGGGGGGAUUUAG
Molecule: messenger RNA, 1002 nt
Organism: Penicillium cosmopolitanum
Lineage: Eukaryota; Fungi; Ascomycota; Eurotiomycetes; Eurotiales; Aspergillaceae
Exons: 1
Coding region: 1-1002 (333 amino acids)
Source: RefSeq, a predicted model, not a curated record